GGUUUUUCAGUCACCGCCGAGUGGCCUAAGACUACCCACAUGCUGGCCUGAAGACCACCCAUCAACCCGGGUUCUAGAUAACCUCUCCAAAGAGAGGCUCAAAGAUGAGUUCCGGGGGGCACCAUGAGCUAACACAAGAUAGCGCCACUAUAAACACUCGCCUGCGCCAGAACGGGCUGGGCCGAUCAUCAGGCCCCACCGGGAAGAAGCCUUGGGCCGACCAUCAGGUCUCAACGGGAAGAAGCCUUCCGGCGCCAUAGGCCGCGACGUAUAAAAAAAAAUUAAAAAGAUCCUGGAAGGCUUGAAUCCGCACUCCAAAAUCGCGAACCACGUAGACGGGUCCUGAGCAGAAGAGUGGUGCUCUGAAGGACACCGCUGUUGUAGAGGAAGUUGUCGUCGUCAGGCAUGGUAAAGUCGAACGGUGUGGAGAUGGGCAAAAGGCACUGGCGUAAACGCGCCGGGGGCCACGGCAGUCCGAGAGAGCGUCGAGGGAACUGCGUGUGAAGGCGCUAGCUGCCAGCGUGCCAGGGGCCACAGCAGGUUGAGGAGUGAGGGGCGCUAGCAUGUGCCAGGGGCCGCGGCAGUCCGUGAGAGUAAAACGAACUGCGUGUAAUAUAGGCGCUGGCGCGUGCUAGGGGCCUCGGUGGCUCGGGGAGCGAACCAGUGUCCAAGAAGGCACUGUAACACAACACUGUACACUUAGUAGGUAACACUGUGCCACUAAUUGUUGGGGGGGACUUGCUGCACUGAACUGUUGGAGACACUGCACUGUACAUGAGGAUCCACAGGAGAAGGGUAAUCCAAAACGGCGGUGAUAAAUCCAAAAGGCGAUGAGUAAUCCAGGGGGCAGCUAGUAAUCCCAGUGGGGUGUCACACUGUGUUUGCGUGUCUCUCUGAGUCUGUGUGGCGUGUACACUGAGUCUGUGUGGCGUGUACACUGAGUCUGUGUGGCUCUGUGUGUCUCAGUAAUGUGUCGCACUGUGUUUGAAUGUUCACAGAAUCUGUGUAGUGUCACACGGUGUACGUGUCUCAGUCGCCGUACCAGCGGGAGGGCAGGGAGAAGGAGGGGUGGGGGUGGGUGGGUGGGUGAGCGGUGGGGUUUGGAGCACCAGGGGGCACAGAAGGUGCCUGAAGGGCGUAGAAGGGGCCUGGAGAGAGGGCACAGAGGGUGCCUGGAGGAGGCGCUGAAGGUGACUGGAAGAGGCGCUGAAGGCGCCUGGGGACAGGGCACAGAGGGUGCCUGGAGGAGGCGCAGAAGGCGCCUGGAGGGAGGGCACAGAGGGUGCCUGGGGGAGGGCGGGGGAGAACCCUGAAGGUGGCAACUACGCCCACGGCGUAAUGCUGUUCCUGACCUGGGGCUCAACCUCACGAACCCCAAGAGAAUUUUGAGGUUUAUUGCCCCAGGAGAGGGUAGACGAAUGGAUCAUUUCAGACCCAGGUCUACCGCUCUGGGAAAGAGUGCAAUUAUAAACGGCACCGGUUUACAAGCCACCUUGAACCAUAGCAACACUGCAGGGUCACCAAUUGUUGGCGGUAGUGAGUGUUCCGAGUGCUAAUCGGUUCACGGAUAGAGAAAGUCAAUAUCCGUCAGGGUUGCUUUAUUGACAAAAAUCACACAGGUCAUGGACAUAUACAUGACACAUAAAAGAGGUGGUUGAGUGUGUAUGUGUUUGUGAAGAUGUAGUGUAGUGUGAAUGACAUUGGAUUGUGCGUGUAUGUAGUAAACAAUAUAUAUGAGUUAACAAUAGAAGGACGAGGACGGACAGUAGAAGAUAAACGAGUAACAAGAGAAGUUAACAUUGAUGAUGCAACACGGACAACAGGGAGACGAGACAGCGAUAAUGAAAAUACAUAGACGGCACAGGAGAUACAAGAAGAGGGAAGCCGAAAAACAUUGACACGAAUACACUUAACGAGUCUUUGCUGCAGCGCCACAUUUUCUUGGGUCACCGGGGAAGCAGAGCACACGGCUUUCAGCGGUGGCUGCUACAAGGUAACCAUCUUUGCGCGUGUGUUCAAGAUUGGCUCACAGAUAGACAACAGCGUGUUGUUCUCAAUGGUGAAGCAUCCUAUCGGCAACCUGAACCAGUGGCGUGCCCCUAGGAUCGGUCCUGUAGCCACCACUAUUCAUAGUUUACAUGAACGAUCUAAAGACUGGUAUCCUAUCAAAUGUAGCCAAAUUCGCCGACGACACCAAAUUAGGAGGUACGGUAACGAACAGUAAAAAUUGCGAGAAUAUUCAAUCAGACUUAAUAAAAAAGACAUGAGCUCAGCGAGGUAAAACAACAAAAAGAUCUUGGUGUCAUUAUCAGUAACACUUAAAAUGAGCCAUCAUGUACAGCGGCGAGUAAAAAAAGUCAAUAUGAUGUCCGGUUUAAACUCAAGAAACUUUGAUUAUAAAUCACCCGAACUUAUGAAGAGAUUAUAUUCAGCAUUUGUAAGACCACACCUAGAAUAUGCCGUCCAGUUUUAGCCACCGAAUUAUAUCAAAGAUCAAGAUUUGCUAGAAAGGAUACAGAGACGGAGCAACCAAACAAAUUCCGGAGUUCCGUAACUUAAAGCGUUUUAGUAUGUUUUCCUUAAAAAAGCGAAGGGUAAGGGGAGACUUAAUCGAAUUGUUCAAAAUCCUUAAUAGAUUCGAAAACAUUAACCCAGACAGUCUAUUUCAGAGAGACCACAACACGCAGCAACGGUAUAAAGUUAAAAGGCCACAGAUGUAAAACAUUGGUGCGUGGCUGAGUGGUAGCAUGCUGGGCCCACAUUCACCGCGUGAUGUACGACACGGGUUCGAAUCCCCACGUUACCACCUCGGAUUUUUCAGUCACCGCCGAGUGGCUGAAAACUACCCACAUGCUGUCCCGACUGUCCUGAAGACCACCCAUCAACCCGGACUCUAGAGGAAACCGUCCAAGUGAAUCAUGAACGAGUUACGGGGGGCAGCAUGAGCCAAGAGAAGAUGGCGCCACUAUAAACACCUGCUUGCCCCAUGACGGGCUGGGGCCGACUACCAUCCAUGCCCUUCAAGCAAGCCUACUGGCGCUAUAAGCGUACACGUAAAAAAAAAUAAAGUUAUUUCAUUAUUAGAGUCGUCGAUCACUGGAAUAGACUCCCGCCGGCAGUAGUUAGCUCAGAGAGUAUAGAUAGCUUCAAGUCUUCAUUGAAUAAGUACUUCAGGCUUAUAGGAUUUUACUAACCCUUUUUUGUAUAUUUCAGACACACAACAGUACGGCUCCAACCUGAAGAUUUAACGUGUUAACAAUUUCCCCCACAGCUUAGGUCACCAGUAGCGUAAGUUCAGGGUAGUAAUUUCCUCUUAUUUUUCUCUUUCCUGUAAAAAUUUCCAUGUCCUUUUCUUCCUUAAAGGCGCAUGGUGUUCUCUUCUAACUAUUUCCUGCCGGCACGUUGCCGGAGGGAGAGGUGGGGGGGGGAGCCUUCGCUAUUCUAUCCUGUCCUACCAGUACCACACGUAGAUUACUAUUAGUAGAGGUAGCAGACAGACACCCUCGCCAUGGAUCGCCAGGCCUUCUGGUGUCUGUUCUUCCUAUGUAUUAGCAUCACUCCGGUCUUGAUAUAUUUACCAGAUAUUUGUCUACUUGCAGUAGAUGCAAUAGAUAAGGCCUGCACAACAAGUUACUAUACUGUGCAGUCCCAUUCUCUGACAUGCAAUUGGUGCAGUUUAUCUUAUUUAUCACAUUUAUUGAAAUAUAAGGAGUGAAGGUUAUUUCAUUUAUCCCAUUUACUGUCAUACAAGGUGCACGUUAUUUCAUUUAUCAGAUUUACUGUCAUACAAGGAGUACAGCUUAUCUCAAUUAUAACAUAUACUGACAUAUAAGGAGUGUAGGUUAUCACAUUAACUUACAUACAUGGAGUAUAGGUUAUCACAUUUAUCACACAUACUGACAUACAAUGAGUGCAGGUUAUCACAUCUACUUACAUACAUGGAGUAUAGGUUAUCACAUUUAUCACACAUACUGACAUACAAUGAGUGCAGGUUAUCACAUCUACUUACAUACAUGGAGUAUAGGUUAUCACAUUUAUCACACAUACUGACAUACAAUGAGUGCAGGUUACCUCAUUUAUCACAUUUACUGACAUACAAGGGGUGUAGGUUACCUCAUUUAUCACAUUUACUGACAUACAAGGGGUGCAGGUUACCUCAUUUAUCACGUUUACUGACAUACAAGGGGUGCAGGUUACCUCAUUUAUCACAUUUACUGACAUACAAGGGGUGCAGGUUACCUCAUUUAUCACAUUUACUGACAUACAAGGGGUGCAGGUUACCUCAUUUAUCACAUUUACUGACAUACAAGGGGUGUAGGUUACCUCAUUUAUCACAUUUACUGACAUACAAGGGGUGCAGGUUAUCUCAUUUAUCACAUUUACUGGCAUACAAGGGGUGCAGGUUAUCUCAUUUAUCACAUUUACUGGCAUACAAGGGGUGCAGGUUAUCUCAUUUAUCACAUUUACUGGCAUACAAGGGGUGCAGGUUAUCUCAUUUAUCACAUUUACUGACAUACAAGGGGUGCAGGUUAUCUCAUUUAUCACAUUUACUGACAUACAAGGGGUGCAGGUUAUCUCAUUUAUCACAUUCACUGGCAUACAAGGGGUGCAGGUUAUCUCAUUUAUCACAUUCACUGGCAUACAAGGGUUGCAAGUUAUCUCAUUUUAUCACAUUUACUGCCAUACAGGGGAUGAAGGAACAAACUUUCAAAAUUCAUGCAUUUUUCAAAUGCAAAACAUUUGUCAUCAGAUUAAGAUUAGCUCAACCUUUCCUUUUACUUAGUUUUGUAAAAAUGAAAACUAAAAUAUUGAUUGGGACAGCUCCUGACAGGAAGGCGGCUGCUGAUGCGGAACCGUGUUAA
Molecule: messenger RNA, 4862 nt
Organism: Eriocheir sinensis (Chinese mitten crab)
Lineage: Eukaryota; Metazoa; Arthropoda; Malacostraca; Decapoda; Varunidae
Exons: 5
Coding region: 3864-4862 (332 amino acids)
Source: RefSeq, a predicted model, not a curated record